AUGGGAUUUAAAAGCUUAUUGAAAUUGGAAGUUGAUGAGUUGCCUUCAUCACUUGGUUUAUUUGUUGUUAAAAGCUUUGAUAUAGAUAAAAAGGUACUAAAAGUUAUAAAUGGAGAAAUUAAGGUUGACAGACAAAGUGUGAAUGAGAUGCUUGGAAUUCCAAUGGGUGACCAAAAAGUGGAAGACCUUAGUUUUCGACCUGCAGAAGAUGAAUGUUACAGCAAAUGGAUAUCCCAAUUUCAUAAAGCAGAAAACAUUAGAUUGAAUGAUAUCACAAAUGUAAUUAUAUCAUCAAAAGAGGCUGAUUUCAACUUCAAACUCAAUUUCAUUGUUCUGUUUUGCAACACUCUAGUUGAAAGUACACCUACAGGUAAAAUCAAUCAGAAUAUAUUAAAGAAGAUUUCAAGCACCACAGAUUUUUCAAAAAUUGACUGGUGUAGUUACACAAUUGACUCAUUGAUUAAUAACACAAGGUCAUAUGUAUCACACAAUUGUAAAGGGUACUUCUAUGGUCCACUGACAUACUUGCUGCUAUUAUAUGUUGACCAUGUUCAAUUCGAUGAAGAAAAUGAUUUACGAUUACGUCCAGCAAUAAAAAAUUGGGAUUCUAUCAAAAUGAAAAAACGAGAAACUAGCGAAAUGAAAGUUGGAAUGUUUGGAACAGGAAAAAUUCUUGAAAGAUUGCAAAAUAUAACAGAUAAAAAGAUGAGAGUGCAGCACAAAUUUUACAAUAUAGAUGGAGAACCUGACAAUUUGGAAAUUACUCAAAAAGUUCAAACAACUUUGGAAAAUCAACAUCUUCCAAAAGCAUGUGUUCAAGUCGAGCAUAUCAUUGAAGGAGAAAGACUUCGUAAUCUUCUGAAUGAUUUGAGACAAUCAAAUUACAGUGAGCAAGAUAUCAUUUCGAUUCUUAAUAUCACCAAAGAACAACUUAAGGAAUUUGAUGACUUCUUUCAUAAAUCAAAAGAAAUCCCAAAGAAUAUGUCAGAAAAAGGAAUUGGUGAAGAAGAAAAGAAAGAAGAUAAUGAGGUCGAUAACAAAGAGCAUGUGGAUUACACAGAUGAGGUCCAUAAGACAGAGGAAGGAAGAUCUAGAAAAACUUCUAAAAUGAUCAGAACUAGAAAAACUUCUAAAAGGAUCACUGAGAACAAGUUAAAAAAAAUUGUAAUAGAAAAAAAAGGAAUAGGAAUGUCUAAAAACAAAGCUCUUGUUAUCCAGUAG
This is a messenger RNA of Lactuca virosa, 1221 nucleotides long. The record is from the annotation of a GenBank genome assembly. Lineage: Eukaryota; Viridiplantae; Streptophyta; Magnoliopsida; Asterales; Asteraceae.